Fimicolochytrium jonesii is the source of this 822-nucleotide messenger RNA. RefSeq lists its product as uncharacterized. The record is from RefSeq and is a predicted model, not a curated record. The coding region runs from base 40 to 735 and encodes 231 amino acids. NCBI's taxonomy places the organism in Eukaryota, Fungi, Chytridiomycota, Chytridiomycetes, Spizellomycetales, Powellomycetaceae. The transcript is spliced from 4 exons.
CACAAGCAACAACACAAACAACACAACAACAACCCCAACAUGGUCGACUUUGACUGGUACAUCAGUCCAGCAGAACGCUUCUCUGCAGAGACGCAGUUUGCGAAAUAUAGCCAGGAUGAGGAUGAGGUUGCUUGUACGUAUCCGCGGGGGAUUAGCGGCUGUUUGGAGGGAGGGCUUGCGCUGGGCAGGCUGUGGGACUUCAGCGAAUUCAAAAAGAGCUGCGGCUUCGUCGAAAAACACAUAGUCGAAAUACAUAUCAAACGCCUAACCGCCUACCUCUCCACCCCAUGCACCGCAGUAUCCCAGCUCGGCCCGCUCUUCCAACUCUGUGAAAGUUGUUUUUUCUUUUUCUGCCUGCGAACGCCGGCGCCGUGCGCGUGCUCCCAACCAGGUUUAGCCGAUAGAGGAUGGACGUAUGUAGCCUGCCGUGUGAGUCCCCUUUUUUUCGUUCUGUUGUCAUCUAUUCAAUACACCUUGCUGCACACAUCUUUGGAUCGCCUGCCUGCCCUUUGGCAUCCACCGCCUGCCCACAUGCGGAUGGACGACAUGUCCGGUCUCGCCCUGCCCGCCGCGACCGAGCAUGUCUCGAGUUCGCUUUGCCUGCCUGCCUGCCAUGCCCGUCUGCCCGCUUGCCCGCUGCCUGCCUGCCUGCUACCGCCAUCGCCGCACCUCCGCACCUCGCAUCGCCUGCCUGCCGCCACGCCGCCCGCUAGCCCGUCGCCGCCCCACGGCUGACACUCAUUGACGACGUGCGCCGGGGAUGGUGGUUCGCCCCACGACGCCAAUGAGAAUUAUUUGACCACCACUCUCGUGCGACGAAAC